AGUAGCCUUUCUCGCCGAAUCAGGUUCACCAUAAACUUGCCAAAAUCAAGAUGGCAGCAGCGAUGGACGUAGACGCACCCAGCUGCUCCAGUAGCGGAGCAAGCAAGAAGCGAUUUGAAGUGAAGAAGUGGAAUGCUGUGGCACUGUGGGCCUGGGACAUUGUUGUGGAUAACUGUGCUAUAUGUCGAAACCAUAUCAUGGAUCUUUGUAUAGAGUGCCAGGCCAACCAAGCUUCUGCGACGUCUGAGGAGUGCACAGUAGCCUGGGGUGUCUGCAAUCACGCCUUCCACUUCCACUGUAUUUCCCGCUGGCUCAAGACCAGACAAGUGUGCCCACUUGACAACAGAGAGUGGGAGUUCCAAAAGUAUGGACACUAGCUGGGAUACUUUGACCUCCUCGGCUUUAGUUUUUUAGGUUUUACCCACAAUGCAUCUCUUCCCUUCCAGCUUUCUGUAAUCAGUUGGGCAUGCUUUGUUUUGUUUCAAAUAAACAGGAUUAUGACAUAACA
This is a messenger RNA of Phycodurus eques (leafy seadragon), 508 nucleotides long. It is a transcript of the gene rbx1, whose product is annotated as ring-box 1, E3 ubiquitin protein ligase. The transcript has 5 exons. Gene Ontology annotation, cellular component: cullin-RING ubiquitin ligase complex; nucleus. The record is from RefSeq and is a predicted model, not a curated record. Lineage: Eukaryota; Metazoa; Chordata; Actinopteri; Syngnathiformes; Syngnathidae. Gene Ontology annotation, biological process: protein ubiquitination; ubiquitin-dependent protein catabolic process. Gene Ontology annotation, molecular function: zinc ion binding; ubiquitin protein ligase activity; cullin family protein binding. Bases 51 to 377 code for a protein of 108 amino acids.